UGCACACCAGUUGACGUCACUGACUGGAAAGUUCGCGAAGGCUGAUGAUGGCUGACUUCCUCUUCUGUCAACGACUUGUAUAAAUCGCAGCCAUACAUUCCACUCUCCGUAGUCACGAAUCACUUAUACAAGCUGAGCGGCUUCUUCGGCGCUGACAUGGUUGCUUAGGAACGAAGAAGAGACAGGGAAGAGCCAGUACGAACAUGGCGGCCAACAUAGAAGUUCUCCUUGACAUGUGUCUGGGGUCGUGCCUCAAACCUGGCAUCGUCAAUCUCGACCUCCACGCCCUCAAACGCUUUCUGCACGAUCUUUCUCAUGGAGUUCAAGACCUGCAGAAAACGAAUGUUCAGAGGAUUGUGGAUGACUUAACAUUGAAGUUCCAUAAAAUGGUAUCCGAUCUGGAAAAAGUGCAAAGUCAAAUCAAGGAGGUGCAGAAAGAUAGCAACAAUAUUGAAGAGCUAACAAGAGACGUAGAGAGCAUCAAGAUGGACCUUGUAGAUCUUGCAGGCUGUAGUCGCCUUACGAACUCUACCCUUCACAAGUUUCGUGAGCAACUCUUCGACUCUCCAUCAAAAAACACGGGGACUACCGAUUACCUGGAGAAUGUUGUCGUGGAGCUCGUCAAGCGAGUUGAAAACAUCGAGCAUAGAAAGGGGCAAAGAAAAUCACGGGGUUUCACAAAGCAUCUCUUGCAGGCAGAGUCAAAAGGCGUGCCAGGCAAAGGUCAGUAA
Messenger RNA from Pomacea canaliculata, 731 nucleotides. RefSeq lists its product as uncharacterized. The transcript is spliced from 6 exons. The record is from RefSeq and is a predicted model, not a curated record. Bases 204 to 731 code for a protein of 175 amino acids. NCBI's taxonomy places the organism in Eukaryota, Metazoa, Mollusca, Gastropoda, Architaenioglossa, Ampullariidae.